AUGGAACAUCCAGACACACCAAGACCACUGCGAAGGCCGCCACCUCCAAUACGAUCGCCACCACAACCAAUGUCGCCACCUCCCCUAGAACCCGCGCCAAAACUACCAUCACCUCCCUCGACUAUAUCAUUACCGAGUCCCACACAAAUGCCAGAAGAACCUCCCACGCAAACCUCAAUGUCGCCUCACCUGCAAGCGCCACAAGAACCUACAUUGCCAUUGCGUAGAGAAACGCCGUCACCAUCAACAUCACCACCUAUGACUCCCAAUGGAGCAAUAAGGCCACCGGAGGAAGCUCCCGUCAGCUACUCUAGUAGAAAAAUGGCAUCACCAUCAACACCACCACCACCUCUGGCUCCUAAUGAAGCAAUAAGGUCACCAGAGGAAGUACCCGUCAGCUACCCGCCACCGCCCAACUUAACACCCUCUAAUGUCACGACUCCUAGCGAAUGGUCCACCGGACUUUGUGCAUGGACCUCAGAUGUCCCACAUUGUAUUCUUACAUGCUUUUGUCCAUGCAUCACAUUUGGGCAGAUUUCAGAGAUCGUUGAUAGAGGUGCAACAUAUUAUGCACUUCUAAUUUCUCAAUUGUGCGCAGCUUGCACGAUGAACGGAGUAAUUUACACUAUACUGGUUGUUGUGUUGGGAUUGGCAUGCGUAUACUCGACUUUUUAUCGAAAAAAGCUGAGGGAUCAGCUCCAUUUGAGGGGUAACACUUGCGAGGAUUGUUGUCUUCAUUCUUUCUGCGAAAUUUGUGCUCUUACCCAAGAGUACCGUGAGCUUCAAAGCCGAGGUUUUGACAUGAGCUUAGGAUGGCAUGGCAAUAUCGAAAGACAAAAUCAAGAUGCAACAAUGAUCCCACCUCCACACACGAGCAUGCAGAGAUAAAGCAUACAAUGCGAUGUACUUAGCCACAGCACACAACUACAGCCUCCAGAACCUUUACGUCAUACUUCAGAGCUCGAGACUACUCGAGUCAAAUCAUGGUGUCAAUCUAACGAUUCAAGAGAGAACGAAAGGACCACUCGUUAAUCAGCAUAAGCCGAUGAUUAAAAAAAAA
Messenger RNA from Beta vulgaris subsp. vulgaris (sugar beet), 1060 nucleotides. RefSeq names its product cell number regulator 9. The record is from RefSeq and is a predicted model, not a curated record. NCBI's taxonomy places the organism in Eukaryota, Viridiplantae, Streptophyta, Magnoliopsida, Caryophyllales, Amaranthaceae. The coding region runs from base 1 to 888 and encodes 295 amino acids. The transcript has 4 exons.